Messenger RNA from Dimorphilus gyrociliatus, 1711 nucleotides. The record is from the annotation of a GenBank genome assembly. Lineage: Eukaryota; Metazoa; Annelida; Polychaeta; Dinophilidae.
CGUGACCUCUCGAUUAUCGACGACUAAUCGGAUGGUCAGUAAUCGGUUACAAAUAUUUUAAGCAAUGAAAUAAAUCCGAUUUUAAGAUUUUUGAUUGAACACUGUGUAUGUUACAAAUACUACUUAAGAAAGCAAAAAAAUAAUAAUAGCUAGUUUUAUUCGAUAUUUUUUUAGAAGCAAAACUUUUUAAAUCUUGAUCGAUUUAACUAUUAAACUAACAUUGCAAUUGAUUACAGGUCCUUCGAAUUUCCAACGUUUCUUUCAAUUGAUUCUUUUAAAAUUUCUAUAUCGUGAAAAAUGAACAAGUCUAAAAAUAUAGAUAUAGAUUCUAUGGAUCCUGAUGAAAGAAGAAAACUACAAAAAAUGUUAAAGGAGCGAAUGGAGAAAGGUAUAUUACGAUAUAUUAUGUCGAUAUCUUUAAGAUACCCUAAAUGUGAUAUUUAAAUUAAAAUCUGAGUAGAUUUUCUCAUUGUAGUCUUAUAGAGUUGCUUAAAAAUUUGUCAGAAAAGUAAUAAUCUAUUUUUUAUCAUUAAUUUUAAUUUAAGAAAUGAUUUUGAUAUGGUAUUUAUUUCCUGCAGAAUCUGAGGGCAGCUCUAAAGAUCAAAUGAAAUGGAUGUAUAGUGGCGAUAAAGUGGAUGAAGAAGAAUACCUUUUAGGGAAAAAAAUUCCAGACAAACACUUUCUGAAAGAUGAAAAAGAAAAACCUGAAACAGUUCCGGGUAGUAACUUUGAUGAUGUCAUCAAAAGACGAACGGAGUUAGACAUGCAGGCGAAAAUGAAAGAAGAUCCAUUUUUUAUGAUUAAGCAGAAGGAAGAAGAGGCUAAAAAAAGACUAUUACAAAAUCCUAUUAAGUUGAAAGAGCUUCAAAAGAUAGUUCAAAAACCAAAAAAAGAAAAAAAGAAAAAGAAAAAGAAGAAGCGAAGAGACUCUUCCUCCGAUUCUGGUGAUGAAAUAUAUAAAAAGUACUUGGAAUUGGUCAAAAAAAAAGAAGAGAAGGAAAAGGAAAGAAAACGUAAACGAUCAAAAUCGCCUGAAAUUAAACAUAAAAAAAGUCAUAAAACAAAGAAAUUAACUGAAGAGGAAAAGGAGAGGAAGCGGCAGGAUAUGAUGAAAAAUGCAAAAUGGAGAGAAGAAGAAAGAAAUGAGUCAAUAAAAAGACAUAAAGAGCAGGAAAAGAAAGAAGAAGAGAGAUUAAAUGAACGGCGAAAGAAUCUUUACUUAAGUCAUAUGAUGGCUGACCACGCAAACUCAAGUACAGUAGAAGAUAGAUUACGAAGAAACAGACAUAACUUACAAAAGAGGUCUGGCGAUUUUGAUUCCAAAUUUGCAAAGAGAUAAAUUUAGUUUUUAAAUAUUUGUGUAAACUUUUUGAUAUUUACGUUGUUUUGUUUUAUUUUUUAAAUAAAAAGUUGUUUAUUGUAUGGCAAGUCGACAAGUUAAACAUCGUUCAAUCAUUUAAAUAGAGAAAUGGAUGUCCUAGUUUAUAAAUUGCUCUUAAUUCCUACGUUUACCAUGUGAAAAAUGUCUAAAUUAUGAAUUUAAACGUCACGAAAAGUAUCUUCCUUUUAUUAGUUGGACGUCACUUGGAUACAUUGACCAGGAAUACUUUUGUGACGUACAUCUAAAAUCAAUUUCAACGUGGCAAUAUUUGAUCAAAGUUUUUAAAAUUGUUUAUAUUAUCCCUUAUACCAAGGACGAUUACAUAUGUAG